Tauraco erythrolophus (red-crested turaco) is the source of this 330-nucleotide messenger RNA. The record is from RefSeq and is a predicted model, not a curated record. Lineage: Eukaryota; Metazoa; Chordata; Aves; Musophagiformes; Musophagidae.
AAUGUUAUACUGACUUCUUCAGAGAAGACUUUGAUGUGAAAGCUUACACUUCCCAGUCUAUCCAUCAGGCUGUGAUAGCUGAGCAACUAGCAAAACUUGCCCAAGGUAUUAGUCAGUUGGAUAAAGAGCUUCAUUUACAAGUUGUUGCAAGACAUGAAGACCUGUUGGCCCAAGCAACUGGAAUUGAGUCCCUGGAAGGUGUCCUCCAAAUGAUGCAGACUAGAAUUGGUGCUCUACAAAGUACUGUCGAUAGAAUUAGAGUCAAAAUUGUCGACCCCUACAACAAAAUAGUGUCUCGCACAGCUCAGCUAGCAAAACUUCAAGUAAGUU